Rhipicephalus sanguineus (brown dog tick) is the source of this 561-nucleotide messenger RNA. RefSeq lists its product as uncharacterized. The record is from RefSeq and is a predicted model, not a curated record. NCBI's taxonomy places the organism in Eukaryota, Metazoa, Arthropoda, Arachnida, Ixodida, Ixodidae. The transcript has 4 exons. The coding region runs from base 34 to 561 and encodes 175 amino acids.
UGUAAUCAGGCGUCAUCAACAAUAAUUCCAAAUAUGGUUAACUGUGCUGUGUUGGGAUGCAACAACGAGUCAAGGCGGAAAGCUGACUGUGGUGAAAACACGACGAAAGUCAGUUUUUUUUUUCUGUUCCGACUUGUUCGUCGGCAGUGCAACCAGACCCUCGAGGUCUCAACGAAACGUGGCGACAUUAAUACCAACGCUACUCACUACAAGGUCUGCAGCGAGCACUUCGUUUCUGGAAGGCCAUCCUACCUGAUGGAUGUUACAAACCCAGACUGGGCACCCAUCUUACACUUGGGGUAUGACAGAAACUCAACUGCUAAAUCUGACGCAAGGCACCAGCGUCGUUGCAAGAGGGCUGCAACCUCAAAGGAGAUCCAAGAGGGCAAUAGCAGAGUUCUCCAGCCUUCAAAUGUGUUGAACGUGCAGCACAGCGCUGUGUGCAGAACUGUCACGGGCACACCACUUGCACGCCCUGUUACAGCACAUAACAAGGAAGCUGAUGAGCCACAUGCACCUCAUUGCGCAUUCAACAGCGGUUCAGGUCAGUGCCCUAGAUAA